This is a messenger RNA of Pyricularia pennisetigena, 1728 nucleotides long. RefSeq lists its product as uncharacterized. The record is from RefSeq and is a predicted model, not a curated record. Bases 1 to 1728 code for a protein of 575 amino acids. Gene Ontology annotation, cellular component: Cul4-RING E3 ubiquitin ligase complex. The transcript is spliced from 4 exons. Lineage: Eukaryota; Fungi; Ascomycota; Sordariomycetes; Magnaporthales; Pyriculariaceae.
AUGGCGCCGCCCAGAGAAAUCCCGGGCUUCUUCUACGACGAGGCCAAGAAGAAGUACUUCAAAAUCGAGCAGCGAGGCCCUCCGGCGGCAUCGCAGUACUCGGCCCAAAACGUCAAGAAGCGGAGGGCCGAGGCGCGCGACGAGGCCGUCAAGGCCAGGAGGGCAGCCAUGCCCAGGGUCAGGCCUGAUUCCCGAAAUCCGCUCGCGGACCCCAUCGUCGGCGGCCUGUUCCGCCGCGACCUGGGCGAGCACCCUCCCGACCUGGCCAGAGACUGCUGGGCCGACGGGCUGCAGUUCAAGGGCGCCGCCGCCGUCUCGAGCCCCCGAGCUCAGCCCAUCGUCAGCUUCUUGGUCGGAGGCGCGCAGCAGCAGCAGCAAGAGGACGACGGUCUUGUGAUAGCAGCAACGUCACGUGGAGAGAUGGUCAAAAGCGUCUUCUCGCGGGACAAAUACAAUCAUAUUCAGAACAAUCCGAGCAGAAACUCAAUACGCGCCGCAGGAGAAAUACCACCCAUACCAAUGUCAAUCACCGGCCUGGCUUGGGGUCGUAGAAACGAGGCCGAGGACCUAGGCUGGCCGGUGUUUGCAUAUUCGAGCGCAGAGCUCUACGGAGGCGAACCUAGCAUGCCGUUCUUGUAUCUAUCCCGCGAGCCCUCGGGCCAAAUCGACCGAGGAUCCUUUAUAAACCACUACCAGUUCGACUGUCCAGAGGGGACAUCCUGCAUACCCCCUGUCACCUGUUGCGUCACGGCACCAGGCGCCUCGAGGGGGAUCAUGGCCGUCGUUGGAACGAAGCAUGGACUUGCCACCAUUGAGCGCACCGAAUCGGUGAGCGAGGUGGGCUUCGCCGCGAGGUCACCGGGAAGCCGUAACACGGGGAACACGGUGCUCGCCCUGGACUUUGUGGACGCCCACCCGGACGUGCUGGUGUUGGGCGGCCGGGGAGGCACGGGAAUAUGGACUACUGACCUCCGUGAGGCGGCCAGCCAGCUGGCAGGGGGAGGCGAUGACUAUACCCACCGACUGGACCGGCCGCCACCGCUUCAACAAAAUCUCCUGGGCUGUCAUCCAGGUCGCCAGGACGCACGCCGCUACGCCGCACUCACGUUCCCUGAAUGCACCACGCCCACGACGCGGGUGCGCACCUUACCAAACAGAGACCUCUUGUACGUGCUCGGGGACUGGAAGCCCACCCAGCCCCGGCGAAACGACACAAGCUGCCGCUGGCUCGAGGUGUCGAGUGACGUCGGCGGGGCCGUCAACCACGUCGUCUCUCUCAACCAGUACCAGGUACUAGCGGCCGGCAUCAGCGACCGCAUGGACGUCUGGGACAUGCGCUGCGGCUUCAGCCAGCAGCGCCAGCAGUAUCCGUGCACCAGCUUCCCGGGCUACAAGAACGCCGCCCGCCUGGGGACGGGCCUGGCCGUCAACAAGAAGCUCGGCAUCGUGGCCGCCGCCAACGACCAGGGGCCCGACAGCUUCUGCCCCGUCAAGCUGCACUCGCUGGCCACCGGGAGGGAGCUGCCGUGCCGCGCCCUCGAUGGGGAGGCGCAGCGACUCCAGGACCUGGAGGGCCCCGGCCACAAGCCCCUGCUGGGUAUCCCGUCGCCCUGCCUGCGCUGGGAGUCACUACCCCGCGAUCGUGACCCCAGCCUGUUCGUGUCCAGGGGCACCCGUGUGCUCAAGUUCAGCUUUGGCUUGGAGACUGGGCUGGUCGACGAGUUUUGA